Messenger RNA from Carassius auratus (goldfish), 677 nucleotides. RefSeq lists its product as uncharacterized. The transcript has 10 exons. Bases 21 to 677 code for a protein of 218 amino acids. NCBI's taxonomy places the organism in Eukaryota, Metazoa, Chordata, Actinopteri, Cypriniformes, Cyprinidae. The record is from RefSeq and is a predicted model, not a curated record.
UGAUUUAACAGAGUCUCAGGAUGUUUAACUGGGUGGUGAAGGUCGUGCCACAUCCUCCUGACACACAGGGGGAUCUGGGGGAGGAGGCGAUCGCGGCGAAUGGGAAAACAUCAAAUCGAGAUAAGUUCAGUUCAUCCAAAACAGGCAGUAAGGAAGACCAGUCAUCUCAAACAUCAAAAGAUAGUGUUCAGAAUGGUAUGUUGAACUGGAUCUCCAACGGUUUUGCCAGCGCACUGCCUCUGCCCGGGAGUCCACUUCUUACGAGAGCCAACUCUGAUGCAAAAGAUGAAGGGUCUGUAGACAGGUCUGGAGUUAUUGGCUGGAUCACACAGGGAAUUGGAGAAGUGGUCCCACAGCCUGAUGAGAAAUACAUACAGGACAAGAGUCCAGAAUCUGAAGAAGUCACAGAGGUUUAUGAGGCAAAGGACCUCCCAGAUCAGGAGGCUUUGCCACAUAUACCAGUAGUAGAACUGAUGUCAGAAGACGAGGCAUCUGAAGUGGAACCAACCGCUAAGUUCCCUCCUAAUGUAAUGAGCUGGAUAAAGAGCGGCUUCCAGAACGCUGUUCCGCACCAUGUGACCAGACCCCCAAGUUCCAGUUCUUCCACGCCGAGGUCAUCACAGUGCUCAAACAAAGAAACCAGCGUGACAGAGAUCGAUUCAAAAACUCCAAGGUGA